Chlamydomonas reinhardtii is the source of this 2004-nucleotide messenger RNA. RefSeq lists its product as uncharacterized. The coding region runs from base 176 to 1237 and encodes 353 amino acids. The record is from RefSeq and is a predicted model, not a curated record. Gene Ontology annotation, biological process: macroautophagy. Gene Ontology annotation, cellular component: endoplasmic reticulum. Lineage: Eukaryota; Viridiplantae; Chlorophyta; Chlorophyceae; Chlamydomonadales; Chlamydomonadaceae. The transcript is spliced from 9 exons.
CACAAACAAGUAUUGUAACGUAGAACACAGUGCCCCAACCAGCUUCAUAAGCUCCAGCUCUGCACAAAAAGGCUUUCUAGGGUUCGGCUUGCCCUGCGACCUAGCAGCUCCUCCACGCCUGCAACCUAGCAGCUGGGCCAGCAGCAUGCGGAUAAAUCUGCGCCAGUAGGAGGGAAUGCUGCGCAACGCUGUGAUGCUAUGGUGGAUGGGGGUGCGGGAGGCGCUCGCCGUCCACCGCUGCGUCGUAUUCUUGGUCUUGGACGAGAGCAAGGCCUUAGGGAAAGCGGUGCUCCAUUGCUUCGUUCUCAAUGGAGCCAUUCUUUUGGGCAGCAUCCUAGCCUGGGACUAUGGCCUCCAGCCGGCGGUGGGCUGGCUGCUGCGUGUGCUGGUGGCGCCGGUGUAUGGCGGCGCGGUGGCGGGCGGCAGCCGCUGGCUGCUGGGGACGGCGUUCCAGGCGUUGUGGCUGGCGCCCGUGUACCUAGUCACCAUGCUGGUUAGCUGCGGCAUAUACAACGACGUAGCCAAGUACGCCUACCAGAUAAAGACGCGGCAGCAGAAAGGCGGUGCAGGAGGCAAGGGGGCUGCGGCUGGCAGUGGCGGGGCAGGCGGCGGCAGCGCAGCGGGAGGCGGCGGUGGGUCCGGGGGCGGCGGCGGCCUGGAGGACGCGGCUCAGGAGCUGUACCGGGUGGUGCUGUUUUGCAUCUUCUUUGCGGAGGUCAGCUUAGUGGGCAAGCUGCCCUACGUGGGCUACUUCCUCAACGUGCUGGCUCUGUCCUGGCUGUACGCCUACUACUGCUUCGACUACAAGUGGGGGCUGCAGGGCGUGCGCCUCACAGAGCGCCUGGCGUACUUCGAGCGUCGCUGGGCCUUCUUCGCAGGCUUCGGCCUGCCCAUGGCCCUGUCCACAGUGCUGCUGUCCUUCUACCCGGGCGCGGCCGUGCUGGCCGUGCUGUUUCCCGUCUACAUCCUGGUGGCCUGCGACUGCGACGUCAACGCCGCGCACGAUUGCGUCCUGGGGCCAGGAGGCGCAGCGCAGCUGCGGCACCUACCCAUCUUUGCGCUGGCGCUGUGGCCCACGCAGCACGUCGUGCAGCUCAUAACCGGGAGUAGCAGUAGCAACAUAAGCAGAAGCAGAGCGGCGAGUGUGGCUGGCAUGCGUGCGGUUGUGGGUUUCAGUGACAGCGCGGAGAAGGCCGGAGCGGACGGGCAUGGCGGAGGAGCACGGGCGUAUAGAUGAGGAUGCGCGUUGACUGUUGGACCGGAUGUCGGGAACCUAAUUUGCAGGCUGCAUCGAGCUUUCCCCCAAUCAAGGGGGGCUGAAAGGUGUACAGUGUGACGGCCAUGUGGGGGUGCUUCAACCUUCGGACUCAGAUGGUGGACGUGGUGUGGACUCAUGCCCGGGAGAUGCGGUGGACGCUUGCGGCCGCAGACGUGGCGUGGGAGGGAGAACCACUAUCUUGUCCUUGACGGGGAACUUCUCUCAGGGGUUGUGAUACUUAGUACCGUAUGCGGCAAACGAGCUGGGAAAGUGUUGUAGUAAUUUCUCAAGUCGUCAUGAACGAGAAGAAAAAUAGGCGGCAGGGAAAACUCGGCUGGAGCGAGAAGCGACCUCGCGAGUCCAUGGACAUCUUGACUUUCGCGAGGUCGCGAAGUCGCAAGGAAAGCAGCCCUGUCACCGGGCACAUAUGGCGGGCGGUGCCUGUACAAACCGACCCCGGCUAUGUCCGGGAGAUGAGGCUAGUAUCGGAACCUUCGGCCUCAGACGGAGGACGUGGCGUGGCGGCACAGCCCACUUUUCCCUUGCAAGGGAGAGCCACCUUUUCUUGUCUCAAGUCGUCAUGAUUCGAGACCCAGAACCCCACGGGGGUGGAAAGGGUGCGUGACUGCGAGGACGAUGAUCAGGAACACGCCGAAGGGCUGAAGGGCUCUUGUCAACCGGAGUCUCACAUUGGAGUGUGCGGAAUCGCGUUGCGCCAAGGGGGCCACGGGGCACCCCUAUCCUCG